AUGGCCGAGCGCGGUUACAGUUUUUCUCUGACCACUUUCAGUCCUUCAGGUAAACUUAUACAGAUUGAUUAUGCGUUGGCUGUGGUACCUGCAGGAGCACCUUCUGUCGGAAUCAAAGCUGCAAAUGGUGUCGUUCUGGCAACUGGGAAAAAACUAAAAUCCAUAUUGUAUGAUGAGCAGAGGGUACAUAAAGUGGAAUCAAUCACCAAGCACAUAGGCUUGGUGUACAGCGGCAUGGGCCCGGAUUACAGAGUCCUAGUUCGCAGGGCUCGGAAACUUGACCAGCAGUAUUUCCUUGUGUAUGAGGAGCCUAUUCCAACAGCACAGCUAGUACAGAGAGUGGCAUCUGUUAUGCAGAAAUACACAUAGUCUGGUGGCGUACGUCCAUUUGGAGUCUCGUUAUUAGUUGCAGGUUGGGAUGAGGAUCGAGCAUAUUUAUUCCAGUCCGAUCCUUCUGGGGCAUAUUUUGCAUGGAAGGCCACAGCAAUGGGAAAGAAUUAUGUAAAUUGAAAGACUUUCCUU
Molecule: messenger RNA, 522 nt
Organism: Bufo bufo (common toad)
Lineage: Eukaryota; Metazoa; Chordata; Amphibia; Anura; Bufonidae
Product: proteasome subunit alpha type-2-like
Exons: 1
Coding region: 1-369 (122 amino acids)
Biological process (GO): ubiquitin-dependent protein catabolic process
Cellular component (GO): proteasome core complex; proteasome core complex, alpha-subunit complex
Source: RefSeq, a predicted model, not a curated record